AUGGAGUUCACGGCGUCGCCCAAGCCCCAGCUCUCCUCUCGAGCCAAUGCCUUCUCCAUCGCCGCGCUCAUGUCCAGCGGCGGCCCCAAGGAGAAGGAGGCAGCAGAAAACACCAUCAAACCCCUGGAACAAUUCGUGGAGAAGUCGUCCUGCGCCCAGCCCCUGGGUGAGCUCACCAGCCUGGAUGCUCACGCGGAGUUCGGCAGCGGGGGCGGCAGCCCUUCCUCAUCCUCUCUCUGCACAGAGCCACUGAUCCCCACCACCCCCAUCAUCCCCAGCGAGGAGAUGGCUAAAAUCGCCUGCAGCUUGGAAACGAAGGAGCUCUGGGACAAAUUCCAUGAACUGGGCACGGAGAUGAUCAUCACCAAGUCGGGAAGGAGGAUGUUCCCGACCAUCCGCGUGUCAUUUUCCGGAGUGGAUCCUGAGGCCAAGUACAUAGUCCUGAUGGACAUCGUCCCGGUGGACAACAAGAGGUAUCGGUAUGCCUACCACCGGUCCUCAUGGCUGGUAGCCGGCAAGGCUGACCCUCCCUUGCCAGCCAGGCUCUAUGUGCACCCAGACUCCCCCUUUACUGGUGAGCAGCUCCUCAAACAGAUGGUGUCUUUUGAAAAGGUGAAACUCACCAACAACGAACUCGAUCAACAUGGCCAUAUAAUUUUGAAUUCAAUGCAUAAGUACCAGCCGCGGGUGCACAUCAUAAAGAAGAAGGACCACACAGCUUCCCUGCUUAAUCUGAAGUCGGAAGAAUUCAGAACAUUCAUCUUUCCAGAGACAGUCUUCACAGCGGUCACGGCCUACCAGAACCAGCUGAUAACCAAGCUGAAAAUAGACAGCAAUCCAUUUGCCAAAGGAUUCCGGGACUCCUCCAGGCUCACUGACAUUGAGAGGGAGAGUGUGGAGAGCCUUAUCCAGAAGCAUUCCUAUGCCCGCUCACCCAUCCGCACCUAUGGAGAAGAGGACGUGCUGGGGGAGGAGAGCCAAACAACUCCAAAUCGAGGAUCAGCCUUUACAACAUCUGACAAUUUGUCUCUCAGUUCCUGGGUGUCAUCGUCUUCCAGUUUCCCCGGAUUUCAGCAUCCACAGACCCUGACUGCUCUUGGCACUAGCACAGCGUCCAUAGCGACACCCAUUCCUCACCCUAUACAGGGUUCUCUGCCACCGUAUAGCCGCCUGGGAAUGCCUCUGACCCCAUCUGCUAUUGCCAGCUCCAUGCAGGGAAGUGGUCCCACAUUCCCUUCGUUCCACAUGCCUCGAUACCAUCACUACUUUCAGCAGGGGCCCUAUGCAGCCAUCCAAGGACUACGCCACUCCUCUGCGGUGAUGACACCAUUUGUAUGACUCUUCUGAGAGUGGGGGAAGCUAGAUCCAGGAUGUGCAAAUGGGUAUGAAAACAUAGGAGAUUGAUGGGUGGGUGGGAGGUGGGGUAUUGGAGCAGGGGCUCUCCAGGAAAUACAGGACUCAUUAAA
Messenger RNA from Peromyscus eremicus (cactus mouse), 1466 nucleotides. RefSeq names its product T-box transcription factor 20 (gene Tbx20). Gene Ontology annotation, biological process: cell fate specification; positive regulation of DNA-templated transcription; regulation of transcription by RNA polymerase II. Gene Ontology annotation, cellular component: nucleus. The transcript is spliced from 8 exons. Gene Ontology annotation, molecular function: DNA-binding transcription factor activity, RNA polymerase II-specific; RNA polymerase II cis-regulatory region sequence-specific DNA binding. NCBI's taxonomy places the organism in Eukaryota, Metazoa, Chordata, Mammalia, Rodentia, Cricetidae. The record is from RefSeq and is a predicted model, not a curated record. The coding region runs from base 1 to 1338 and encodes 445 amino acids.